Molecule: messenger RNA, 1602 nt
Organism: Ciona intestinalis (vase tunicate)
Lineage: Eukaryota; Metazoa; Chordata; Ascidiacea; Phlebobranchia; Cionidae
Source: RefSeq, a predicted model, not a curated record
GAUCGGUAACGCCAAUUCUUUCAUGGCUGUUUCAGAUAUAGUUCGUUUUAUUUAAUUAAAUGAUGAUAUCAAACCAACAGCCGCAAACAUUUUACGAGAAAAAAAUUACGAAAAGAAAAAUCAAAGUCUAUAAAAUGCCUCCCGUUAUAACUUCGUACAGCGACGACAAAACCAAAGGGGCCGAGAUGAUUCUUCCGGAGAAAAACAACAACGAAACUUCCAGAAAACUUUCAAUUCAAGCCAGCGAAAGCGGCAAUCUAGACUCACGAAGCAGGUCCCACUCCACACAGAGCAACAGUCAAAGCGUUGCUUCUUCGAGUCCGGGUCCAAGUCCUCGGCGGUCAAAGCGACCUGCACCCGGGGCGACUUUGCUUGAAAAGGCGAUGUAUUUUCGCCAAACAUGCCCGGAGAAGUGGGCUCGGCUCGAGGAAUUGGCGGCUAAAGAAACAAGAGAAGCGCUGUUAAACCAAUAUGAGAAAUCAACAUAUCUUGAGGCCUAUUACGAAUCACUUAAAUCUGCCAGAUUAGAGCUGCAAAAACAAGAGGCAUUGGAACGUAGUAUGCCGCCCAGAAUGCACGUUCGAAUUCAAUUCAACCCAACCAAACAGUUUGAUUGUGAAUCAAAAAACGAGGACAAAUGCUCAACAUACAGUGCGAAUUCUGGGAUUUUGGGAUUUUUUUCCUCGGAUAAAAAUUCCGAGGAAGAAACCGAAUUAGUGGUUGAUGUUACGAAAGGAACAAAUAUGCUGAACAACUUCAAAGACGACGAAGAUGACCGAAUCAUACGAAGCAAAGUGAAAUGUUAUUUAAACCCAGAGAAACAAGGGUCAAUGAAAAGUUCAAACCAAUAUUUGUCACGCAACGGAAAAAGCAGAUGGAGACAUACGUUCGUGUUCCGUGGUAUCACGCUUGAAGAGCUGACAGCUAAAUCAAUCGUGUUUGAAGUGAAAGGUUCAAACAAUGAUCGCAAAGUUAUUCUUGGAAAAGCUGCUCUUGCAGGACAAAAAGCUUUCCUCACAGCCGAGGAAUACCAGUCUCGGGAAGUGGAACAUGCAUUACAGCAAGCAUUGGAUAAACCAGGAGAACAAAUCAAAGCCGUUUUGGAACUCCGCGAACCCGUGAAUAAUGAAAGCAAAUUGAGAAGGGGUCGUUCAAUUCGUAGAAAGUGAUGAAUAUCACGUUUUUUCACAACUUUUAAACCCAUUUUUUACCUGCAUUUUUAACAUUUCAGUAUUACAUGUUCUAUAUCUGCUUUAUGUAAAGAAUCUUUCUCUAUUAUGUAUUUACUCUCUAUAUUUUUACUUUUAAUUUUUUUAUUUUGCCUAUUUUUUUUACAAUAACGUAUUUCCUAAGUUUCACAUCGUUGUAUUUACCAAGAACAAAAAAGCAUACUUUCAUUUCUGAUUAUUUUAUUUUGACUAUUUUUUUUUACAAUGACGUAUUUCCUAUAAGUUUCACAUCGUAUUUACCAUUGACAAAAAACGAAAAUUUGCAUAUUGCAGAAAUCAAAAUUCCCAUUCCUAUUUUAAGUAUUUUUCGAAGAACAAUUGCUAUGGCCAGUUUCAAUAUAUAAAUGUGACGCUUUUUACGUCAUUUGGGUCA